Molecule: messenger RNA, 1149 nt
Organism: Trichoderma reesei QM6a
Lineage: Eukaryota; Fungi; Ascomycota; Sordariomycetes; Hypocreales; Hypocreaceae
Exons: 2
Coding region: 1-1149 (382 amino acids)
Source: RefSeq, a predicted model, not a curated record
AUGAGCACGAAAACCGCACCACAGGCUGAUGACAGCCGCGUGAACAAGCCACGGACACGGCAAAGAAGCUACAAGCCCGCGCCGGUCCUCGAGUUGCCGGAUAUAGAAGAGAAUGCACCAGAGAGGAAGCGGAUUCUCAACGUGUUGGCACAGCGAAGAUACAGGGAGAAGAAGCGAAUACGACGGCAGAAAGAGAGGAGCAAAGAAGAGAGCCAGGACAACAGCGAUGACGGCGCAGCUAUUCCAUCAGACAAAAACAAGGAUGGAGAAGCCGACGUCGAAAAUAUGCCGGCAUCUGAUCAGUUUACUAGUCCUUCUUCUGGCGGUCUGGUAGGGACGGAGACUUCACUUUCAGCAGGAUGGGUGGCCAGCAUGCUCAACAGCUGUAGCGACACAUCGAUGCCGUUCCCGCUGCCGUUUCAAGAUGCCUUGCAUACGUCAAGCUUGUCAUCCGCAGCAAUAACAGACGAGAGUUCAGCAGACGAAGGCUUCCUCUUCAGCAACGCAACAAGCCUCGACGACCACCACCACCUGACAGGCGUGCUCCCCGCCAGCCUCGGCCUGUCACCACCACCACCACCACCACCGCUGUGGGACAACAGCAGCACAUCCCCGUCAUCCUGCGACGGCAGCUUCGCCGAUAGCUACCUGCUCCCCGUCCACGAGCUGACCCUCCUGCGGGCCAUCACGCGCAUCGCGGAGCGCAUCGGCUGCCCGCAGCAAAUCUGGGAUCUCGGAGCCGUCUCCCCCUUCACGCAAGGCACCGCAACGCCAGCCGAGCAGCUGCCCCCCGCAUGGAAGCCCACGGCCUCGCAGCUGCUCGUGCCGCAUCACCCGCUGCUGGAUUUCCUGCCGUGGCCGCAGGUCCGCGACAGGAUGAUUGGCAUCUUUUCGAUGCCCGAGGGGAUGAGGCCGCCUCAUGCGGCGGGGCCGCUGGCGUUGGUCAACUUUGCGUACGACUUUGAGGAUAACUCGGAGGGCGUGAGGGUCUAUGGCGGGGAUCCGUACGAUGCGAGUUGCUGGGAGGUGGGACAGGUCUUGUUCGAGCGGUGGUGGUUCAUCUUUGAUCGGGAUGUCAUUGAGGUGAGCAAUCGCUGGCGACGACUGAGGGGAGCACCGCCGCUGGCGCUGAAGGGGACGUCAGGUUAG